AUGUCUAAUCAAUAAAGAUGUUGCAAUUGUGGAGCUAAGGAUCAUAUUGCCAAAUUUUGUUAUGAAAGAACUAAGAAAGUUCCUGUUACUGUUAAAUUGUGUGUUUAAGUCGAUAAAUCGAAUACUAAGGAUAAGAAAGAAGAGAAAUUGUAAAAAAAAGGAGAUGAAAUUGUCACAAAAAUCUAAAAAUAAAUACCUCGAUCGAAAUAUGAGGAGGAUAAAUAUAUUGGUUAGCAUACCUAAAUUUGGGGUAGUUACUGGAAUGAAGUCUUGGGAUGGGGCUUUGCAUGUUGCUAUUCAAAUUAAAAAUCUCAAGAAUGUUUGGGAGAGAAAGGGAAACGCCAAUCCCUCACUAAAGAAUAUUCCAUCAAAAGGCAAAUUGAAGAAACUCCUAUAGCAUAAUAGGAGCUUAAAUCAGGGCCAUUAAAUCUAAAUGAAUUAUACAGAAAAUCGAACCUUCGAGAAGGUGCUCCAGUUGAUGUUAUUUACAAUUAAAAUAAUGCUAAAGAAUUAUGA
Paramecium octaurelia is the source of this 516-nucleotide messenger RNA. The record is from the annotation of a GenBank genome assembly. NCBI's taxonomy places the organism in Eukaryota, Ciliophora, Oligohymenophorea, Peniculida, Parameciidae.